AUGGAGCAUAAAGAACCUAAAGAGAAAUUAAAAGAAGAAGUGAAUCAUUUGAAACCUCCAAUGUCAACACCAAUGAUUUUCGAGGUGUUUUCUUUUACAAGACCACCAAAUCAAGUCACAGAGAUAAUUGAAGCUAAAGAAGAAGGGAAUGAUGAGUCUCAUUUUGUCAAGAAAAAUCUGGAAAGAGACAAGACAAAAGCUAAAGACACGGGAACGAAGAAAGAACCCAAGAGGAAGCUUAAUCAAGAUGUCAAUCCAAAAAUGUCAUAA
This is a messenger RNA of Lactuca virosa, 270 nucleotides long. The record is from the annotation of a GenBank genome assembly. Lineage: Eukaryota; Viridiplantae; Streptophyta; Magnoliopsida; Asterales; Asteraceae.